Molecule: messenger RNA, 2387 nt
Organism: Anneissia japonica
Lineage: Eukaryota; Metazoa; Echinodermata; Crinoidea; Comatulida; Comatulidae
Product: prostaglandin reductase 2-like
Exons: 6
Coding region: 128-982 (284 amino acids)
Biological process (GO): prostaglandin metabolic process
Molecular function (GO): 15-oxoprostaglandin 13-reductase [NAD(P)+] activity
Source: RefSeq, a predicted model, not a curated record
GCCCGGCGAAAGGAAUGGACGACGUGCCUGGGAAAAAGACGUGGAUCGUUGGUGUACAAUUCAAUGAUGGUUUUGCAAAUAAUUACACUAUUCUGAGAUAGACAGUCGAUUGACUGUAGAAAGUAUCAUGAUUUCCAACCACAGGGUAGUACUGAAGCAACGACCAAGUUACAAUACUCCACCAUCUGAAGGAGAUUUCCACUAUGAAGAGUGUCCUAUCCCAGAAAUCGAUGAUGGACAAAUCCUGGUAAAAACCUUAUACCUGUCAAUGGACCCAUAUAUGGUAGAUACUAAGUUGACUGGGAAACACUACUCACUGAUGUUGAGUUUACUAGGUCUGCCAGGCCUAGCUGCUUUUAUUGGUAUACGUCAGAAGGCACACAUCAACCCAAAAGGCAACCAGACGAUGAUAGUGAGUGCAGCGGCAGGAGCGUCUGGUUCAAUGGCUGUUCAGAUUUCUAAACUUGAAGGUUGCAGUAGAGUUGUUGGCAUUUGUGGUUCAGCAGAAAAAUGCAAGUUUGUCACGGAGGACCUAGGUGCUAAUGAUGCCAUUAAUUACAAGAGUGAAGAUGUGGACAAACGACUUUCUGAAACCUGCCCUCAUGGAGUAGAUAUAUAUUUUGAUAAUGUCGGAGGUGAAAUAAGUGAGGCUGUUAUCAACCAUAUGAAUGAUAAUGGACAUGUGGUGUUGUGCGGACAGAUUGCAAUGUACAACACGGACCAGGAGUAUCCGCCCCCACUUGCAGACGACAUCCAAGAUCUUGUCUGCUCUCGGGACAUCACCAGAGAUCGUUUCCUUGUGCUUAACUAUGUGGAGAGAUUUCAAGCCAGCAUUCUGCAACUACACAAAUGGCACAAAAUGGGCAAACUAAAGUGUAGAGAAUCUGUAGCCAAUGGAUUAGAUAAGGCACCUCAAGCUUUCAUUGCAAUGAUGAGUGGUAAAAACAUCGGUAAACAAAUAGUCUACAUUGCUGACCCUUGAUGGUACCAUGAUGACAGCAAGCCACCUAUCAACCAGUGUCUCAAGAAUACCCCAACACCAUAUUGUCUUCAGAAACUGUAUAUAGUGUAUAAAUAUUGACUGCUUGUGAGGGGAUUGUUAAAUCUAUUGCCCCAAGGUGAUGUGGAGAUCGUAGCCUAUCUCCCCGAAGGCCUGAGGGAAGGUAGUUUACGGUCCCCACAUCACCGAGGGGCAAUAGAUUUCACCGUUCACCAAAUCUAGAGCAGUAAAUAUUUGUUAUAUAUACCUCAUACAUAGAUUCUAUGAUGCCUAAAAAGUACUUACUUCUCAGCCUAGCCUCCCUAGAGUCCUACAACUAAAGGGCCUAGCUAUGCCUAGGCUAGGUGAUCAAAGAGUGUGUCAGCUAUUCUUUGCUCAUUUUCUCAAUUUCAACACAUCGUCUUGCAAUAUAAUUUGUCUUUUGGUACUUUUGCUAUCGGUAUGUGCUAGUCCACCAUCCAGGAGCUCGAACGGACAGCCUCCAUAGUUAUUGUCAUCUACUCGCUGAUCCGUGGCGUGUCAAGGGCCAAUAUCUUUUAUCAUAGACGUUGCAUUCACCUUUACCGUCAGCGCGAAUCACCGCGAUGGUGGGGCCUAGAAUUAGCACCACGCGACAGGUUAAAGAAGUAUAUUUUUCAGAAGAAUAGUGCUUUUUCAGGGGAAUAGUACUUUUUCAGUGGAAUAGUACUUUCUGUUGCCCGCUUCUUAACCAAUCAGAUGCCUAGAAUCUAUGUAUGAGGUAUAUAAUAUAUUAUAUUUUGAAUAUCUUCACAUACUAAUGGUAUUAUAUGUUGUGACCCAACUCUUGGUCAUGCCAUUUGUGUGUACUAUAGAAAUGCUGUACUUAUUUACGUAUGUAUCUUGUACUAGAAGGCUUUUAAAAAUGUUCAUUAAAGAUUCAUAUGCUGGGACGGGGAGGUAGUUGGGUGCGAAAAUUGAGAAUGCGGAACUGGGAGUGCGAAAAUUAAGAAUACGGAACCAAAUCCAUAUUCCAAUGAAACCUUAACGAUCAUUUUUAGUAUUUUAACUCACUUAGUGGAAUUUGUUGCUAUAAGGUGAGGGGAUAGGGGUGUAUCCACACCCUCUUGCUUACACCCAUGUAUUGCAUACUGAAUGCAAAUAAAUACAUGCCAAUUUUCUGAGAUUCAACAGGUGAAGCAAUAAGAGUCACAGUAUUGAGUUUCAACAUUAUGACAUGUAAUUUUUUCCUUGGCGGAUGCAUUUCAGUGCUUUCUUAUCUGAAAUUAAUCAGUGUACUCCUCAAGUUAAAGCCCCAUUCCCGGCAAAAUUUCACUAAAAACUGACUUUUUUUUUAGAAAAUAUGCGUUUGCAUUACUCCAAUUAUUAUAAAUCAUGGAAAAAUAUUGGCAUGAAUUUUAGUUUUACG